Messenger RNA from Molossus molossus (Pallas's mastiff bat), 874 nucleotides. It is a transcript of the gene PTRHD1, whose product is annotated as peptidyl-tRNA hydrolase domain containing 1. Lineage: Eukaryota; Metazoa; Chordata; Mammalia; Chiroptera; Molossidae. The transcript has 2 exons. Bases 1 to 423 code for a protein of 140 amino acids. Gene Ontology annotation, molecular function: peptidyl-tRNA hydrolase activity. The record is from RefSeq and is a predicted model, not a curated record.
AUGCACCGGGAAAUAGGCCCGCCCUUAAUGCUGGGCAGGAAAAUGGCGGCACCAGGCGCAGAGCCGCAGAUCUUGGUACAAUACUUGGUUUUACGAAAGGAUCUAUCGCAGGCUCCGUUUUCCUGGCCAGCGGGCGCAUUGGUAGCGCAGGCUUGUCACGCAGCCACUGCGGCCUUGCACAUUCACCGCGACCACCCGCACACUGUUGCUUACCUCCAGGAACUGGGACGCAUGCGCAAAGUGGUUCUUGAGGCCCCAGACGAGACCACCCUAAAGGAGCUGGCUGAGACGCUACGACAGAAGAACAUUGACCACAUGCUAUGGCUGGAGCAGCCAGAGAAUGUCGCCACUUGCCUUGCACUCCGUCCCUACCUCAAGGAAGAAGUGAAUCAAUAUUUGAAGAAGUUCAGACUUUUCAAAUGAUUGAUGUCAUGAAUUGCUUUGCUCUAUUUGCAUAUCAGCUGGAUCCAGAACCUGCAUGCCAUCAUCUCUAAGCAUCAUAUCCUUCUUUCAAUGGCAACUUGCUCUUCCCUUUAUGAGUUUCUUGAGGCCCAAACACAUGUUCACAUUAAAGUUGUCAUUAGUAAGUACUUCCUCUUAUUUUUGAUUAUUAAUAAGUUCAGAUGGGGAAAGUAGAUGGACAGCAAUAUUGUUGAUGGAUGAUUGCUCAAAUGGAAGAUUUGGUUAGAGUUCUAUACAAGGGUCAAGGAAAUGCCUUGCCAUUUUUGUUCGAAAUAACAGAGUUCUUCCAGUAACCCAGGUUUAAAACUUGGCCUUUGAAUUCUUCAUUUCUUAUUCAUAUCCAGUUAUUGUUGAAUCUAAGACAUCAACUUGAAGAUAUACCAUUUAUGUGUUACGAAAGAAAUACUGCCAA